Saccostrea echinata is the source of this 1915-nucleotide messenger RNA. RefSeq names its product putative glycerol kinase 5. Gene Ontology annotation, molecular function: glycerol kinase activity. The record is from RefSeq and is a predicted model, not a curated record. Gene Ontology annotation, biological process: triglyceride metabolic process; glycerol metabolic process; glycerol-3-phosphate biosynthetic process. The coding region runs from base 57 to 1697 and encodes 546 amino acids. Gene Ontology annotation, cellular component: mitochondrion. NCBI's taxonomy places the organism in Eukaryota, Metazoa, Mollusca, Bivalvia, Ostreida, Ostreidae. The transcript has 17 exons.
AUAAGAUUAUAUUUCUUUUCGUUUGAUAAAGAGUGUUUCACAGGAUGAAGAUAUAGAUGGAAGAUAAACACCGAGAAAGUUUUAUUCAUAAAGUACUUCGUAUGGACUCUCCAACAGCAGACAAUGAGAAUGGCAGUAGUGGUGGAUCUGAAGGGGUGGAGAAAUUUGUGUUGGCAGUGGAUAUUGGUACCACCAGUUUACGAAGUCAUAUUUACAACAAACAAGGAAACAUAAAAGGGGCCAGCAGUAAAAGGAUACAACUUCUUCAUCCUCAGCCUGGAUGGUUUGAGAUGGACCCCGAUCUCCUGGUUAAACAAGUCAUAGACAGUAUCAAAGAGUCCAUUAGAGCCGCAGGAAUAUCUGUCCAUGAUGUGGCUUGUAUGGGUAUAACAACACAGAGAAACACAUUCCUAACCUGGGACAGAACAACUGGAAAACCAUUUCACAACUUCAUAACUUGGCAAGACUUGAGAUCUAGGAACAUUGUCAAAAGCUGGAAUAAUUCAUUAAGAAUGAAGGCUUUAAAUAAUGGUUCCUCAAUUCUACACAUGUUCACCAGACAGAAAAGGUUCUUGUCAGCAAGUGUACUGAAAUUCAUGUCACAGCAGGUUACAAUGAGGUUGAUCUGGGUUUUAGAAAAUGUGGAAGAGCUGAGAGCCAAGUUAGCUGUAAAUGAGGUGUGCCUAGGUUGUAUAGAAACAUGGUUGUUAUAUAAAUUGACAAAAGAAAAGCUUAUAGUGACUGACUACUCCUGUGCAAGUGGAACAGGGCUGUUUGAUCCCUACCAGUUUGAAUGGAGCACCAUUGUAUGUAACUUGUUGAACAUUCCUAUGGAAAUUUUACCUGAGAUCCGAGACACCAGUGGAGAUUUUGGAACCACAGAUCCAGCAAUAUUUGGGGCAGCCAUUCCCAUUACUGCAGUAGUUUCUGAUCAAACUGGGGCAUUGUUUGGGGAGUGCUGUUUUGAAGUUGGAGACAUCAAAUGCACCAUGGGAACAGGGACUUUUCUUGAUUUGAAUUGUGGAGACACACCUCAUGCCUCUAUUGGAGGGCUUUAUCCUAUAGUGGGUUGGAAAAUAGGAAAUGAGACAACAUUUGUAGCAGAGGGGAGCAUAACAGACACUGGCUCCAUCAUAGAAUGGGCAAAAUCAUUAGGUUUUGUGGAUGAUGUAGGAGACACAGCUAAAAUAGCGGAAAGUGUCCCAGAUAGUGACGGGGUCUAUUUUGUUGGAGCCUUCAGUGGAUUACAGGCCCCUAUUAAUGAUGAUAAAGCAGUGACUACUCUGAUUGGGUUGAAACCCACCACAACCAAAGCUCACAUAGUCCGAGCACUCCUAGAAAACUUGGCAUUCAGGGUUAAAUUACUCUAUGAAACCAUCUUAUCAGAGACCAAAAUUCCUCUGUCCCAUAUCAGGGCAGAUGGGGGUGUGUGCAAUAAUGAUUUCCUAAUGCAGAUGAUUGCAGACUUCACCAAUCAGACAAUAGAUAGAGCCAAACAGAGGGCCAACAUGACAAGUCUAGGGGCAGCAUUCCUAGCUGGGCUAGCGAAAGGGAUAUGGAAGAAUAAGUCGGAAUUGAGAGAAAUCCGUGAAUCAGAGACUGUGUUUACAGCAGAAAAAGAUGCCUGGCCAGCAUACAAGGACAGAUUUGUACAGUGGGAGAAGGCAGUCCAUCGUUCACGGGAGUGGUACAGUUAACAAAAGAAGACCUACUGCUGAACACAUUGUAAAUCCCUUACAAAUAUAUUGAAAAUCUAUGCAGUUCUUGACUAUAAAUGGGAAUAUUAUAUUAAUGAUAGUAAAAAAAACAAUAAUUUUAUGAUAGGUGUAUUUUAAAAAUUCUCAAGAAAAGUGAUAUUUUUUACUUAUAUUUUAAAAGAUAUAUUUAUUUUGCUAUAUGAUAACUACUUGUUUGC